AAAUUGAUUUCAACGUAUCUCUCCCAUUCGCAGGUGGCCAGCGAUCAUCACCAGCCGCAGCAGCAACAGCAGCACCAGCACCAUCAGCAGCAGACAGCGGAUCAACUCGUCCUGGAUAUCAGCAUGGAGCAGUCACAGUCGCAGCAGCACCGCCUCCAUGGCGCCCUCACACGCACCAUCUCACAGCCGGCUCAACAGCGCCACCCUCUGCACCAGCAGCAGAUCCAACAACAGCAGCAGCAGCAACAGCAGCAGCAGCAGGGUGUUGCCUCCUUGGUGACCAUCAUUGAGAAUCUGGGGAACAUGAAUCUGCACCGUAAGCUCGAGCGCACACAGUCGGAGCCGCUGCCCCAACAGCCCAUGAACAUAUCUCGCUACAAGACGGAGCUGUGCCGCCCGUUCGAGGAGGCCGGCGAGUGCAAGUACGGAAAGAAGUGCCAGUUCGCGCACGGCUUCCACGAGCUGCGCAACCUGCAGCGCCAUCCCAAGUACAAGACAGAGUACUGCCGCACCUUCCACAGCGUCGGCUUCUGCCCCUACGGGCUGCGCUGCCACUUUGUGCACAACGCGGACGAGGCCCGCGCUCAGCAGCAGGCCGCAGCCCAGGCGGAAGCGGAUUGGGAGGACAGGCCAAGCAGAAGAGCAUGAGCACGCCGAUGCAGCAGGAGGAGAUGCCGCGCUUGCCCGUCUUCAACCGCCUGAGCUCUGCCGUGGAGGACUACCAGCAGAAGCUUCAGUCCAGCCUACUGCCCUAAGCAGCUCCAGCAUCAGCAUCAACACGAACAUCAACACAGUCAAGCCACACCUCACCUUCGCCUUCGCCUUCGCCUUCGCCCUCGCCCUCGCCCUCGCCCUCGCCCAUUCACCCAGCAUCCUCCAAUCAUUCAGUCAUUCAGUCAUUCAGUCAUGCAAUCAGCCACAGCAACAGCAACAUUGACAAAAUCUCAACAACGACUACUCCGAACCAUUGUAGACUUGAUCCCCUGGCUGCUCCCUGCUUCCCCGGGAUAACUUCGUAUUCACUUAUCCACCGGGGGUCCGCAAUUCCCUUAUCCUUAUACAAAUCCUUAUCCAAAUCCAAACCAAAACACAAACCAGCAAACAACAACGAUGAUCUUGACCAACGAACAGCACUCUUCUUCCACAACGGAAACGGAACAGCACCGUAACGCAACUGAAUGAGGAACAGAGUGUUGCUCGAACACACAAAAACAAUUGAAACGAAAUCUGAUCUUGAAAACAAAACAAAUAAUACUUGUAUACACGCACGCGACUGUAUACAGAUCUUCGGUCUUGCAUUUAUAGGACCUAUUCGCGGACCCGCACACCCAUUAGAACCCAGGCACAUUUGCUCUUGUUUAAUAUCUAUGCAAAAAUUUUACUAGUUAUUACAUGCGAUCGGUCGUAUUGAGAAUCGAUUAUCAAUCGAUCCGAUCAAUGUAUCAAAAUCCAAUCCAAAACAUAUACAUAUAUAUACAAAAUAUAUGUACAUGAAUACAUAUAUAUAUGUAUACAUAUAUAUUUUAUAUAUAACGUUGGACCGUAACGUUGUCUUCCAAUCCAAUCCAAAACGGAUCGCCGAGAGCCGAGUAGGUUCUUUAAUUUAUUAUCCUGCUAAAUUAUGUAGUAGCAACUUUGUGUACAUAUUGCGAUAUGAGUUGAUAUUUUUUGAUAAACUUUUAUAUAAAUUAUACAUACUUAUGAUUACGAGACUACGAUAAUGAUAAUGAUAACGAUAACGAUAACAGUAACAGUAACAGUAGCGCCAAUGCCAAUCCACUGGCGAACGCUAUUAACGAUGAUAUACCUCUUGCAGUCCUCUGCAAUGCAACAAAACAAAA
This is a messenger RNA of Drosophila miranda, 1841 nucleotides long. RefSeq names its product protein TIS11-like. Gene Ontology annotation, molecular function: metal ion binding; mRNA binding. The transcript has 2 exons. The record is from RefSeq and is a predicted model, not a curated record. Bases 124 to 648 code for a protein of 174 amino acids. NCBI's taxonomy places the organism in Eukaryota, Metazoa, Arthropoda, Insecta, Diptera, Drosophilidae.